Carassius carassius (crucian carp) is the source of this 2097-nucleotide messenger RNA. It is a transcript of the gene otx1, whose product is annotated as orthodenticle homeobox 1. Gene Ontology annotation, molecular function: DNA-binding transcription factor activity, RNA polymerase II-specific; RNA polymerase II cis-regulatory region sequence-specific DNA binding. The record is from RefSeq and is a predicted model, not a curated record. Gene Ontology annotation, cellular component: nucleus. The transcript is spliced from 4 exons. NCBI's taxonomy places the organism in Eukaryota, Metazoa, Chordata, Actinopteri, Cypriniformes, Cyprinidae. The coding region runs from base 445 to 1413 and encodes 322 amino acids. Gene Ontology annotation, biological process: regulation of transcription by RNA polymerase II; multicellular organism development.
UUAGGAGAAGGUGAUCAAUCUCCAUCCGUCUACAUUAGCAAUCACCUUAAACUAGUGACAGACACGAACGCGAAAGCCAAAGCAGAUGAGUUUAUUGUAUUUGGUUUUAAACCCCGGGAACACGCUCUGAAUUGACUACAAGAAGUCCAGCUAAAGGCCAGACACGUGCGCCAUAUCAACAUUGCUGCUUAUCUGCAGCUUUGAGGAGAGUUUUAGACGACACUUAUUUGCUGAGGUUUCGCGGUCGGUUUGCCCUUCCUGUAAUCUUGCAUUUGUGGAUAUUUUCUAUCGUCUGUUCAGACUGCAAAAAUAUCUGAAGAGGAGAAGGACGGAGGGUUCUGAAAAAAAAAGUAACUUAAAUUGGGUCCGUCCUUCGUCAAACUGCAACAUCGGGGGAAAUCGAACUAUUGGCAAGAUCUGGGGGGACCCGUGACUGCCUCUAGCAUGAUGUCAUACCUCAAACAGCCCCCCUACGCCAUGAACGGCCUGGGGCUGAGCGGCGCAGCCAUGGACCUACUGCACCCGUCCGUCGGAUACCCAGCAACUCCCAGAAAGCAGAGGCGGGAAAGAACGACGUUUACGCGCUCACAGCUUGACAUUCUCGAAGCGCUCUUUGCCAAAACUCGUUACCCGGACAUAUUUAUGAGAGAGGAGGUGGCACUGAAGAUCAACCUUCCCGAGUCCAGAGUUCAGGUGUGGUUUAAGAACCGUCGUGCUAAAUGUCGUCAGCAACAACAGAGUGGCAGCAGCACAAAAGCUCGGCCCGCUAAGAAAAAAUCCUCACCCACCCGGGAGAGCACGGGCUCAGAGAGCAGUGGCCAGUUUACCCCUCCUGCCGUCUCCAGCGCUGGCUCUUCCUCCUCCUCCUCCUCAACUAAUAACACAGGCAUCAAUAGCACCUCUACCUCUAUCAGUACUGUCUCCUCAAUCUGGAGCCCUGCCAUUUCUCCAGGCUCUGCACCCCCUUCUGUCUCCCUGCCGGAGCCCGUUGCUCCCUCAAACGCCUCCUGCAUGCAGCGCUCCGUCUCGGGCACGGCCAGUUCCUCCUACCCCAUGCCAUACAACCAGACCACCGGCUACAGCCAGGGCUACCCGACUCCUUCCAGUUCUUACUUCAGCGGAGUGGACUGUGGCUCCUAUCUGGCCCCCAUGCACUCUCACCACCACCCUCAUCAGCUCAGCCCCAUGACGGCGUCGUCCAUGCCCACGCACCCCCACCACCACAUCAGUCAGUCCUCAGGACAUCACCACCACCAUCAUCACCAGCCCUACAGUGGCACUGGCCUGGCCUUCAAUUCUUCUGACUGCCUGGAUUACAAGGAGCAAACAGCCUCCUCCUGGAAGCUCAAUUUCAACACUACAGACUGUUUGGACUACAAAGACCAAGCGUCCUGGAGGUUCCAAGUCUUGUGAUCUGAUUUAUUAUUUUUUUUUUUUAUGCCCUCCAUUUUCACCAUCUCUCUGUUUUAAUAGUGUGCUGAGUUUAAUGAAGAAAAUAUAUAUGGACUUGCAAAUUUUAACAAAAUAGUUAGAUGUUCUUCACAUUUUUAAGUUACCCCCCCCCCCUUUUUUUUUAGAGAGAAAAGAGAGCGGGAAAGCGGAAAAGUUGUGGAAGGAAAUUAAAGCUAGUUUUCCCCCUUCUUUUUGGUUCAUGAAGAGACUUAAUUCGAUUUGCUCGACGGCCCUGAGUUCUGGUUCUGAAGUGUUCUGCCGGACUCGCGUCACUCUCCUGCCUGAUCUGGAUUACCGUUUUUACACGGGACACUGAACGCUCAGCGACCGCUUUACCUCCACCUCUCAAACCCUGUACAGCUGUUUCGUUUUCUAAAUAUGGUUAUUUUUUAGGAUGACAGAUUCUAGUCAGCUUAACGGAGCUGAAUUCUGUACAUAUGUAUUUGGGUCAGUUACAUUGACCAUAUUUAGUUGGUGUUACUGGAUUUCAAAUGGUUUAAUAAGACUUUGAAACGACUUUAUGUACUAAAUCUUUUCCCAAAUAAUCCAAAGAUCAAGAAUUGGCCGCUGGACUUAUUUGAUAUACUGAAAACCAAUUUUUGUUACCCUGAAAAAAAAAUAAUAAAUAGGAUUUUAUAUUGAGAA